AAAAGGGGGUGGAGCCUUCUAUUGUAGAAAUUUCAAUAGCCGGAAAAUGCGGACGUGGCAGUUGUACAGCGUGUCCGGGAAUGUGUUGGGAUGGAAAGUGGAGACUGUCAUGGAAGAAGCCACCUUACCCCUACCCCCUCCUCUUCCUCAGCAGCACCUCCAAUCUAUGCCCGAUCUCUUGCGUCAAGGAAGCUCCAGAUUAGCGGAUAAGCAGCACUCUUCCAUCACAGGCCAUGGAACUGGAAGAGAAAACGAGAAAGGCUCAGGGAAAUCUCUUAACGCUCCACAAUCUGCUGGCUUGGAGAAACAAUUUAGCAUGUUCCAGACAGGCUCCGGUAAAGCAGUCAAUAUAUCUUCUGCAGGUCUUAAUAGGGCCAAGGCAUUGUUGGGCUUUGCAGAUAUUGAAACAUUUCCAGCUUCUGAAAUGAAAAGAACAUCUUCAGACCAGCUCUUUCCAUUCCCUUCUGUGACUGUAAAGGGCACAGGGUCUACUAAUGCUUCAUUGUCUCCGUUUGAUGUUAAAUUUACCUCCUCAGUUUCUCCAGCAGAGGAGAUUCUCAACUGUGCAGAUAAACCUCCUCCAAUAAAGUUCCAUACUGCUGGUGGUAGAUCAAUAUCAGUUUCCUCUGAGGCAUUGAAACGCGCAAGGAGUCUGCUUGGAGAUCCAGAGCUGGGAUGUCUUGUAGAUGAAGGCGAUGUGGCUGAUCCAUUGUUUUCUUUUUCAAAAGACCAAAAAUUUGUUGAUCAGGCGUCCACCAAAGAAUUGAACUCAGAUACUCCUGUUUCCCUCUUAUCGGCGGCGAAAGGCAGUGGUUCCUCAAGCCUUUUUACAUCUCCAUUGAGAUCAACUUUGUAUCAUAAGAAGUCUUCGAUUAAAACAGAGAAUCUUGUUCCAGCGAGUAACUUGAUGAAGGAAUUUGAUGCUGUGGCAAAAGAAAGCACAAGUGGGCUAGACCAUAGUAUUCCACAGCAUGGACAGCCGUUCGACAAGAACUCAACAACUAUGGACCUUAGAGAGAAUGACUUCGCUUCAAAAGCUAAAUUUCUAGAAGGGCCUUCUCGGGGUCCUUUGGUGGAUAUCUCAAAUAGCUUUGGAGCAGGAUUUGCCGAUAGAAACCAGAACUUUGGUCGGAAGAGGAAACCUGGGGGAAGUUUUGUUUCUCCAUUCAAGAAGCCUCGAAGUGCCAACAUCAUAACUCCUCUCAAAAGAAAUGAUUCCGGUGCUGCUAACGGGUUCUCAAAUUUAGCACCGAAAUUACCCUCUCAAAAAGGGAAGGUUUCAGUUCGAUAUCCAUUCCAUGUGCCACGAAUGUAUAUGAAGGAGUAUCUGGGAAAGCCCCUACCAAUCCAGAGCAAGCUAGAGAGUCUGCCAGAUGAAGUGAGAAGGAUGAAUCCAGAUACUGCUGAGAUUUAUGUUUUCAAUGAUAAAUCAUGCUCAGGUUGCAUUGGGGUAGAGUCCUUUCUGGAGAUGCUAUCUCGAUCAGGAGCUUCCAUGCAAUAUGUUUCUAAAAAGUGGGUUACAAAUCACUAUAAGUGGAUUGUUUGGAAACUUGCAUCUUACGAGAGGUGUUACAAUGCCAAAAUUUCUGGGAAACUUUUGACGAUCUGCAAUGUACUUGAAGAAUUAAAAUAUAGAUAUGAAAGAGAAGUAAAUUAUGGUCAUCGAUCUGCAAUUAAGAGAAUUUUAGAAGGAGACGUUCCACCUUCUUCUAUGAUGGUACUCUGCGUUUCCAAUAUCUAUUCAGUUUGUGACUCCCCAGUUGGAUCUCAAUCUUCAUUGUCUAGCACGACCGAAAAUGGAACUUGUGCAAAAGUCGAACUGACAGAUGGGUGGUAUUCAAUUAUUGCUGUCUUAGAUACACUACUAUCCAAGAAAUUGGCUGCUGGAAAGCUGUUUGUUGGCCAAAAGCUUAGGAUAUGGGGAGCUGGAUUGUGUGGCUGGACAGGUCCUGUGUCACCUCUUGAGGCAUCAGGGACGACUAGUUUGCUGCUGCAUAUAAAUGGGACAUAUAGAGCUCAUUGGGCAUCUCGUUUGGGGUUCUGUAAAGGUGGUGGUAUUCCAUUAUCAUUUAUGUCAAUCAAGGAUGGUGGAGGUGCUGUUCCAAUUACAUUGGUUGGAAUUUCAAGGAUAUAUCCUGUUCUCUUCAGGGAAAGGUUAAGUAAUGGGGGGUUCGUUGUAAGAUCUGAACGGAUGGAAGCUAGAGAGAUGCAGUAUUUUAAUGAAAGACGCUGUAGCGUUGUGGAGGGAAUAGUCUCAGCAUCUCAAAGAGAAAAGAGAGAUCCCUACAUUGGAAGCGACUAUGAAAGUGAAGAAGGGGCAAGAAUUUUGAGGAUACUCGAGAGAGCUGCAGAACCAGAACUUCUGAUGGCAGAGAUGACUUCAGAGCAGUUGAACUUAUUUUCAUCCUAUCAAGCAAAGUUGGAGGCAUUGCGGCAGUCUGACCUGCAGAAAUCUCUUGAAAGAGCUUUGCAAGAUGCUGGGCUUGCUGAAAGAGACGUCACUCCGUUUAUGCGAGUUAGAGUUGUUGGAUUGACUAGCAAAAGUACUUCAUUGAAGUGCUGUCCAAAGGAAGGCUUAAUCACAAUAUGGAAUCCAACUGAGAAACAGCAAAGUGAGCUUGCAGAGGGUCAAGCUUUUGCUGUUUCAGGGCUUACACCUAUAAGCUCAGACUCUAGCACCCUUUACUUGCAAGCGAAAGGCUCCACAGCCAAAUGGCUGCCUUUGUCUCCUCUGGCAAUUGAGCAUUUUGAGGUCUUUUUUUGUCCUCGCCAAUCAAUUCCGCUGAAUAAAUUGAGUGAAGUUCGUAUGUCCAGGGAGUUUGAUAUUGCUGCGGUGGUAGUUUUUGUGGGGCAGCUGUAUACAGAAGCUCAUCAAAAGAAGCAGUGGGUAUUUGUAGCUGAUGGAUCGACAGCUACGUUAGAUUCCAAUAAUGAAUCAGAAACCUUGAUGGCCAUCAGUUUCACCUCACCAUGCAUAAGAACUGACUCAUUUGCACCAAUAAACUCUAACCUUGUAGGAUCUACGGUUUGUUUCUGCAAUCUCAUCAAGAGAGCAAGAGAUAACAUUAAUAACCUCUGGGUAGCUGAAGCAACCGAAAAUUCAACUUAUUAUUUAAAUUAUGAUCAUUCACAUUGUUCUCAUCUAAAAGACGCCGGUGCUUCUGCUGAAAGAUGGGCAAAGAUAUCUGGCUUGAGACUUGAAAAGCUUAGGGGAAGAGUUCUAUCUAUAAUUAGCUGCUCUGAAACUUGAAUUGGGUAUCCUAGUUAAAUGAUGCUGUGAGCUCUUUUCUAGAACAUCAGUUUUUGGAACUAGUCGUGGAGCUUAAGCAGGGAAAGGCUGCUAACAAUUUGUCACUCCAGCUAAAGAAGGCGAUUGACAUGCACGACUGCAACUUUAUGCACAUAUAUAGUGAGACCUAUUUAUAUAUCCCAGUUGUCAUUUGUCUGCAACUUGAUGCUUUGCGGGGAUAUCAGUCGGGUCAGUACAAGGCAAAAUGAUCCAGCCAACAUUAAGCUUUUGCUGUGGAUGAAUGGGUUGCUAUCACUAAAACAAACUGUGUUGGUUUUAAUUAAGUUCUCUUUAACCAUUAACGUGUUGUUGGUUUUGGUGUUCGUCAUCUUAGCAUCGAUUUUGUUUCUCAUUAUGUGAUUGUGCGAUUUCCCAUUUGCAUGUGCUAGACUAUUUAGACUUAUUUGAUGGUUUUAAGGAUCUUGCUACAUUUCCAA
Lycium ferocissimum is the source of this 3726-nucleotide messenger RNA. Its product is annotated as protein BREAST CANCER SUSCEPTIBILITY 2 homolog B-like. NCBI's taxonomy places the organism in Eukaryota, Viridiplantae, Streptophyta, Magnoliopsida, Solanales, Solanaceae. The record is from RefSeq and is a predicted model, not a curated record. Gene Ontology annotation, biological process: regulation of DNA-templated transcription; double-strand break repair via homologous recombination.